GAGUCUGUAACGCACCUGUCCAAAGCAAGGGAAGGCUUGCACACGCUUCUUUGUUCCUUGUUCCUCAACGGCUUCAUCACAGAAGAUAUGGCGCAGCAAAAACGAGGUUUAGAAGAGGCAGAAACCCUUCUUGGAGGUGUAAAAGCGUUGUUGCUCGAUAUCGAGGGGACGGUAACGCCAAUUUCGUUCGUGAAGGAUACACUCUUUAAAUAUGUCCUUGAUAAUUUGGAAAGCUAUGUCAUGAAACAUUACGAUGACACAGAGUUGCAAAAAGACAUUGCAGCAUUGCGAGAGCUGUCUAAGAAAGAUAAAGAAGCCAACACAGAAGGAGUUGUAGAGAUUCCCAAUGGCGACGGCAGUAAGGAUGAGAUUGUUAAGGGUGUGUGUGAGAACGUCAAAUGGCAGAUGAAGCAGGACAGGAAGUCGACGGAACUCAAACAGCUACAGGGUCACAUCUUCAAGGAGGCGUACAAGAACGGCGGAGUCUCAGCAGAGUUGUUUGAAGAUGUUGCCCCGGUGCUACGACAGCUUUUUGAUGAAGGACUACAGCUUUAUGUGUUUUCUUCUGGCAGCGUUGAAGCUCAGAAACUUUUCUUUGCACACACGUCGGAUGGAGAUCUAACAGAUGUAUUUUCUGGUUACUACGAUACCACAGUAGGCGGUAAAACAGAAAGCAGUAGCUACAAAACCAUAACCACAGAAAUCGGAAACGAACCAGAUGAAAUCUUGUUUCUCACAGAUACUCCAGAAGAGGCUAGUGCUGCAGUAGAGGCAGGGAUUCGAAGCACGCUGGUAAUACGGCCGGGAAACGAGGAUCUCACAGACGAACACUUACAGAACUUUUCUUGCAUCGAGAGAUUUGACGAGCUGUUUGGUGAUGAAGAUGACGAGGAGGAUCUGAAGCGGUUUCACGGGGAGGGUGAUGGGGAGUGUGACGAUGACGACGACGAUGAACCAGAAGAGGAGGAGGAGGAGCAAGAUGAAGAAAACGCGGAGGAUGCGUAAUCCUUCCAUAGAUCUGUUCUGUGAAUGGUCGUAAAGUCCGACCACUUUCAGCUUUACAGUGACUUGACAGACAAAACUUGUGGCAGCCGUUUUGAAAUAUUCUCAUUUGUUCCAUAUCAUGUUGUUUUUUGUUUUUCUUUAGUUUUGUUCAUUUGUUCAUUUUAGAAGGGUUUUUUUCUUUUUUAGAUUUCCUGUACUUCUGAAAUGAAAUAUGCGACAUAUGUACAUUGUAUACAGUGUUUAUAUUGUGACGGUCUCUUGCCAAGUGCUUCUCUGUUCUUGUAGGUUUGUGUUAUGUUCAUUGUGCAUGGAUCAGUGGUGACUAGUCAUCUGCUGUUUUAGCUGCUUUUUAACGUUGUUUUAUUUAGCACCAGUGUAGGUGUACAACAAUAUUUGACCUAGUUUCCACAGGUCAGCCUGGCAAACCAAUAUUAUUUCUCAACGGUUGACCAUUUGUUGUUCUACAUUGUUAUUGUCUUGUUUACAAAUGCUGUAUAGUUUUUAUCCAGUUUCUAUUGAAUAUAGCUGCAUUUUAGUUUGUUUCCGUGUAUGACAAGUUUGGCAUUGUAUACAAUGUACGUACAGCCAUCCCACCAAGUGUUUCUCCAACGUGUUGUUGUUUUCUAUAUUAUCGUAUUUAAUGUCUUGUUUACUAGUGAUGCUAUACACUAGUUGUUUAUAUUCCAACAUCUGUGCUGGGUAAGUGGAUCACUCUCCCAUUCUACUCCAGAAAUAAAAUGUAGUUUCGUAAUUUAAA
Gigantopelta aegis is the source of this 1762-nucleotide messenger RNA. Its product is annotated as enolase-phosphatase E1-like. The transcript is spliced from 6 exons. The record is from RefSeq and is a predicted model, not a curated record. Bases 88 to 1005 code for a protein of 305 amino acids. Lineage: Eukaryota; Metazoa; Mollusca; Gastropoda; Neomphalida; Peltospiridae. Gene Ontology annotation, molecular function: magnesium ion binding; acireductone synthase activity.